UCGCUGCCGUGCAGUCCGAUGGCUGCCGGGGGCCACCCGUGGCGGCCGAUGGGGCUCGAGUCGGUAGGAGGACACGGAGCAGAGCUGGGCGCCGAGGCUCUCGUGCCGGCGCUGAUUGUGCUGAUAGUAUGUCUGGCGGUUAUAGCGGCCAAUGUGGUCAUCAUCGCCACGAUUGUCUCCAUGUCAGGUCCGAAGGAGGUCAUCAAGUACUACCUCCUGUCCCUCGCCGCGUCAGACCUGCUCGCCGGCUGCGUGGUGGCUCCGCUCAGCGUGUACCCCGCGCUCGUGCACCAGUGGGUGUACGGCGCACACGUCUGUCGGCUCAUGGGGUACCUCAAGGUUACGCUCUGGGCGUCCCAGGCCUACACUCUGAUGUGGAUCGGCGUGGACCGGUAUCUGGCCAUCGUCAAACCGCUCCGAUAUGACACCAUUCAGACUAAGGUGCGCUGCCAGUGCUGGGUGGCCGUCUCCUGGCUCUCGGCUAUGGUGCUCUGCUGUCCUCCAGUACUCGGGCUCAGCUCCCCUCUGUACGACGCCGGCGCGUACAUCUGCCUGGCCGACUGGAGUGACAUGCUCGGUUACUCGGCCACGGUCGCCAUGAUGGUGCUCGGUCCUCCAGUCAUCACCUCCAGCUACACAUACGGCUUCAUCUUCCACAUGGCCGCCCGCGUGCGCACCAGCUACGCCCAGACCCUGGACAAGGAGUACCUGAGCGCCGUGGUGGAGAACCUGGCCAACCCCGACAUCGUCAUGACGUUUGUACUCACCGUGCUGUUCUGGCUCUCCUGGUUACCCUACAUCGGUCUGAGGCUGUUCGAGUUUGCUGCCGGCGCGCCGGUGGACGCCCCGUUUCUGCAUUUCUCUCUGUUCUGGAUGGGAAUGCUGAACUCGGUGUGGAAGCUGCUGGUGUACCUGGUGGCCAGUGAGGAUUUCCGCCGCGGGCUGAGGUCGCUGUGUCGCAGCCUCUGCUGCCUCUGCCGGCGCUCGGCGUCCCCGGUACCCGUCUGAGAUUACGGACAGGAGCAGGUGCUGCCAUCUAGCCUAACACGGCGCUGCCACAUGCAGUGCAGUUGACGAAACAACGAUCCAUCGAUCAACUUAUUUAGCCACAUAACUACUCCAUUCCUAUUCGAAACGCUCACGUCAAGCGUCGUAAUAUUUGAUCGAUUUUGCCCUGAAGAUCUUUUUUCAUGAUACACUUUCAGAUAUGAAGAGAGAUCAUUUCAAAAAUACUCACCAUGCGAAUGAAGUCAUUCACCGACCAGAAGUAUUUAUAGCGCGUUUAUAUGGAAACUAGUUCCGGCUAAAUAUAUAGUCGGUUCAAAGCUCUAGGCAGCAGUAUUUUCACCAAGUGCAUUUCACUCUUUUGCGCUAGGACUGAGACUCGAAUUCGAGUCUCGUUCCUGACGCUUCUUUGGCUGUACGUUUUAUAUCUAGUCGUUUACUAGUCGCAGUAGGGUCGAUAUAAUAAUCCUAGAGACUAGGACGGUAGCGGUAGCGCAGGCAUUUGUACGUAAUGAUUUUUUAUGGAGUGUCCCUCAUGUUCAGUUGCAUUGAGCUGUGUGGCGAGGUGCCCAAUGUUUAAUGUUAGAGCGCUAUGCUGGUUAUCGGGUAAUAUUGUUACGAUCUAUAGGCCCAGAGUGAGACAUAUGCAAAAGGCGUACUUGUUUGACCUACGUUGAUUUCACGGCGACGUGACUGUAGUCAACCUCUUUCGUUAUAACAUCUGUAUAAACUCAUCGGCCAGGUGCUUUUCAUAUGUCGACGAUCGAUGGAAAAGUGAUCGCUGACAUGAAAACGCGCAUGAUUUCGAUACAAUAAAAGAUUAAGCCACUUAAAAUAUUCACAGCACGGUACUACGACACCACGAAGUGUAUGCAAUUGUUAUCUUCUACAUCGAAUAAGUGGGUCGAAAGUUUACUCAUAUUUAAGGCGUCCGUUUUCGUUCUUAAUGUGAAUGGCAUAUUGUAUACUACGCUCGUCCUUCAUUUACUUUGAUAUCUGGUCCGUUGCCCCAUAAUUAUUCUCGGCUGUCGAUCGAAAUAUCGUUUCGUUUGUAAGAAGAGUGCUAUUGCUCAGAGAUGCAAUAGGAACUUGCUGAUUCUCACAAAUCCUGCAGUUAACUGCGUUCUUCGGGCAAAAAGAGACCAAACAGUACAUACCCCGAUCUCUGUGGUUGCUGUUGCCGGGAUAAUUGAACGGAAAUGUAUAAAUAUGACCGUCUUAUUUCGUAGGUCAUGAUCGGAAUGGAGGAACGCUCAUAGAUGUAUGAUGUUCAAUGUACGCGCUUGUUACAUUCAGCUCAGUAGUUGAGAAUAGGAGUAAUCAUGGUUGAUGUAUGAUUGAUGUUAACUGUGAUUCAGUGAGAAGGGAGGGGAAGAAGGGAUGACCAAGUGUUGGGUAUGCUAUCGUUUUGCGUGUACAUAAAAAGCGAGGGACGCUUAGAAUGCAAGCAUGGCUCUGUCUUAUUUUGUCUGCAUUUUGCCAGGAAUUGAAUUAAAGCACUCUGGGAUUAAAAUUGUAUAACAUUUUUAUCCCGGGUAUUAUUGAGCGAUAAAGAAGUGACAAAUGUAUACGAAGCUGGGUCAAACUGAACUAAAAAGCAAUGCAGUAAUUUAUGGAUUCUUCACUGUUUUAGGAAUGCACUAAUGAAGUGAUUACUUGACCUUAAUACCAAAGAAAGGAUCAUAUGUCUGUCGAUGUGUGAGUGUACGAGUGAUCUGCGCCUGUUUGCGAUGUGUGCGAGUGAGACGCUUGGCCUGAACUUAAUGUGGACCAGCUGCAUUACAAUUCGACCAUAUAACUAGUAUUACCAGAAAGGGAAGGGACGAAGCGAUGAGGCAUCAGGCCCGUAGCGUUCUACCAUUCACUGUUUGUCGUUUGCCGCUACAUAGGCCUGUCACUAACGACGGCAGCUUUUACGCGGACACCGACACUCGUCGGAGCUCCUACGAUGUAAUGCAUAUGCUGAGCUGUUAUAAUUCACGUUAGCAGAUGUUGUCUUUCACCGUAUGCUUUCCCUUAGGGACGAGGGAGAAAUACAUGUUAUUUGAUGUUUA
Amphibalanus amphitrite is the source of this 3059-nucleotide messenger RNA. Its product is annotated as probable G-protein coupled receptor 21. NCBI's taxonomy places the organism in Eukaryota, Metazoa, Arthropoda, Thecostraca, Balanomorpha, Balanidae. The coding region runs from base 19 to 1008 and encodes 329 amino acids. The record is from RefSeq and is a predicted model, not a curated record. Gene Ontology annotation, cellular component: membrane. Gene Ontology annotation, biological process: G protein-coupled receptor signaling pathway. The transcript is spliced from 4 exons. Gene Ontology annotation, molecular function: peptide binding; G protein-coupled receptor activity.